Molecule: messenger RNA, 1612 nt
Organism: Indicator indicator
Lineage: Eukaryota; Metazoa; Chordata; Aves; Piciformes; Indicatoridae
Gene: POLDIP3
Product: DNA polymerase delta interacting protein 3
Exons: 9
Coding region: 2-1264 (420 amino acids)
Biological process (GO): mRNA export from nucleus
Cellular component (GO): nucleus
Molecular function (GO): mRNA binding
Source: RefSeq, a predicted model, not a curated record
GAUGGCGGAUCUGUCUCUGGACGAGCUCAUACGGAAGCGCGGCGUGACGGUAAAAGGGAGGCUUAACACAAGGCCAGUGUUCGGAGGUGUAAGGUCUCGCAUUGGGAUACAGCAAAAUCUUCUAAAUAGACCAUCACCAGCUGUCAGCUUCCAGCGGACGUUUGAUGCCCGACAGAAGAUUGGACUCACUGAUGCCCGACACAAACUGGGGGUUAAAGAUGCCCGUGAGAAACUGGUUCAGAAGGAUGCUCGGUUCAAAAUCAAAGGGAAGGUGCAGGAUGCUCGAGAGAUGUUAAAUUCCCGUAAGCAGCAAAGUGUUACUGCUGAAAAGGUGACCAAAGUGGUGGAUGCCAGAGAGAAGAUCAGCUUAAAAAGAAGCACUCCAGCUGCUAUCAGCCCAACUAUGGGGACAGUAAAUCCAGCCAUGAAAAUCACCAAAACUAUCCAAGUAGGUCAACAGAAGGCUCCAGUUCCUGGACAUUCAAAUACAGCAGGAAUGAGGAUCAAUGUGGUGAACAACCAUACACACAAACAGGGCCUGUUUGACAUGGAAGAUGAUGAUGAAAGUGUCUCUCCCCUUGCUAGCAAACAGAUGAAAAUAACCACCACAAACAGUUUCCUGCACAACACAACUGGGCUGAGUGGCAAUAAAUUCUCUCUGUCCAAGACUGUUCCCCUGACUAAAGUGGUUCAGAAUGAUACAUACACAGCUCCACCUGCACCUCCUUCUCCUAUGCGGACAAAGGCUUUGACAAACAUGUCCCGGACCUUAGUGACAAAGGAGGAGCCACCCAAAGAACCAGCACCUGUCGAGCUGGCAUUCAGUCCUUUGGAAGGCACAAAGAUGACUGUAAACAAUCUGCAUCCUCGAGUCACAGAGGAAGACAUUGUUGAGUUAUUCUGUGUGUGUGGCGCUCUGAAGCGAGCCCGGCUGGUGCACCCUGGAGUGGCUGAGGUGGUAUUUGUGAAGAAAGAAGAUGCUAUCACAGCAUAUAAGAAAUACAACAACAGGUGUUUAGAUGGUCAACCAAUGAAAUGCAAUCUUCAUAUGAAUGGGAAUGUCAUCACUUCAGACCAGCCUAUAUUGCUCCGACUGAGUGAUACCCCUUCAGUGAAGAAGGAAGGGGAGCCACGCCGGUCAAGUGCAAGCGCUUCCUCCAAUCCCCCAGCUGAAGUGGACCCUGACACUAUCUUGAAGGCACUCUUCAAAUCUUCAGGGGUCUCUGCUUCUGUGCAGCCCACAGAAUUCAAAAUAAAGCUCUGAGAAGGGGGGAGCAAGCAUUGGACUGCAGAUCUCAUUGAAGCUGGGGAAUAAGCAGUGCAGGAGUGCAGAUGUCAUUUGCAUUUGCCUGCCUUGAAAUUGUUUGUUUUCUAUGAUCGCUACCUUACUGUACAGUAGUGUUUCCUCUUGUGUGUGUACUUUCUGUUUUCAUAGUUGGAGUUUUCUUCCUUGAUUUUUCUUUCCCCCCCCCCCCGCCUCAAAAUGAAUAACCUCCUCCUCCUGCCAGUAAUGUAUUACCAAGCAUAUACCAUGUAACUCCCUCCUUUACUCCAGAGCCACUAGUGGCCAUUAAAAGUGCACAGAGACUUUGAGGGAAGGAGUGGUGAUCUC